AUGGCACGACCCUCGGCGUCGACCCCGCACCUCAUCUGGGCGGCGGGCCACUUUCUCUGCUUCUUUGCCGGCCUCCGCUACCUCCUCGCCACCGUCAUGCUCGGAACCACCAGCGGCGGCCUCGCACGCUGGUACGCAGCCACCUACAUCGGAGCCAUCACCAGCUACUGCGUCGUCGUAUACAAGAGCUUUGGCGUGCCGCAGCUGUCGCGACCCUACAUCCAGCGCGCGCUGAUGGACGAAAACGUCCAGUACCUCUUCCUCGCCCUCUACUGGUUCAUGACCAAGCCCAUCUUUGUCACCCUGAUCCCCUACGUGACCUUUUCGCUCUUCCACGUCCUCACCUUUGUGCGCACCACCGUCAUCCCGAUGGCGUUCCCCUCGGCCACCCCUGCUCCUGCCGCGGCCGGCGGCAACGCGGCACCCGCGCAGCCCGCCAGCGCCCCCGCCAAGGCGGCCAAGGUGAUCCAGGGCUGGGUCAAGGCCAACUACGACCCCGCGAUGCGGUUUGUGGCGUACGCCGAGGUGGCCAUCUUUGCGCGGGUGCUGUUUGGCGCGCUCCUCUUCCGCAACAGCCUGCUGGCGCCGCUGUUUUACGCCCACUUCCUGCGCCUGCGCUUCUACAUGAGCUCGUUUACGCGCGCCGCGUUCCAGCACGUCAAGACGGUGCUCGACGGAUACACGCAGCACCAGAGCUGCCCGCCCGUGGUGCGCAAGGCGUACCUGACCCUGACCGACCUGAUUUCUCGCUACGCCAGCUCUGUGCUGAGCGUGCAGAACCAGGGCGCCCAGCCUGCUGCUGCGGCGGGCAACGCAGGAGCCGGUGCGGGAGCUGCGCCCCGACGAUGA
Pseudozyma flocculosa PF-1 is the source of this 849-nucleotide messenger RNA. RefSeq lists its product as uncharacterized. Gene Ontology annotation, biological process: endoplasmic reticulum tubular network organization; membrane organization. The transcript is spliced from 5 exons. The coding region runs from base 1 to 849 and encodes 282 amino acids. Gene Ontology annotation, cellular component: endoplasmic reticulum; membrane. The record is from RefSeq and is a predicted model, not a curated record. Lineage: Eukaryota; Fungi; Basidiomycota; Ustilaginomycetes; Ustilaginales; Ustilaginaceae.